Rhizopus microsporus ATCC 52813 is the source of this 1165-nucleotide messenger RNA. RefSeq lists its product as uncharacterized. NCBI's taxonomy places the organism in Eukaryota, Fungi, Mucoromycota, Mucoromycetes, Mucorales, Rhizopodaceae. The transcript has 7 exons. Bases 224 to 1165 code for a protein of 313 amino acids. The record is from RefSeq and is a predicted model, not a curated record.
ACGACAAAGCUGUAGAAAGCGAGGAUAUUCGUUAGCUGUCUGCAGGCGAAGCAGGAGACAGUGUUUGCAGAAUGUCGGGCAUGUAACAGUGGGAAGGACGUUCAGUGGGACUUAUUAAGUCACAGUGGAUCGGCAUAGCCAAGAAGGCCUUUGCAUUCAGGCUAGAGAUGCCAGUGUUUCAUAAACUAUAGCAGUAUUGAAUAUCUAACACUGAAUCUAUAAUAUGUAUAGUGCAUUGAACGGGAUAUUCUUUAUUUCCAAGAAGAAUAAUAAAUAUGGAAUCGACAAAGAAGUGUAUGAACAGAUGAUAAAUGAAUUGGAAACUAAAUUCGCCCCUUCCUUUGACGAAGCUCAAGUUGAUUAUUUUCAAAUCGGACAUCUAAGAAAAGUAUACAAGAAGGCCAUGAAAGACACCAGGUUGGCCAGAAAGAUGGCGUUCGAUAUGGCGUUCGAUCUGACAGCUGAUUCUCGCAAGCAACUAGAAGCGAUGAUGAACGAAGCUGUAGCUAACAUGAUAAGGGAACUAGAAUCCGUCUGCGGCUCUCACCAUCUAGAAGACAAAUUCAGAGCAAGAUUUGUCACUCCUCUUCUGUCGUCUUUCUUCAAAGAGACCAAACAUUUCGCUUAUUUUGGUUCCGACGAAGAAGCAUUGGGGAGCAAAACAAGAAAGGGUGGACUAGGCCGUAAGUCAAAUGGAGGAUAUAAGGUCAUUUACAACGACUACGAACAGCAAAUAAUCCACGUUGAAGUCAAGGGUCCUAAAAUAGUUACAGAGGAUCACAUAUAUCACCCUGAUUUUACAAAACUCUGUAACUUGCUGAAGGAUGAGAUUGACCAUUUGCUGUCGAAAGACUGCCCUACCGAAAUCCCAGUCUUUGGAAUGCUUAUUGGCGGACACAAGGCAUCGGUAUACGCCAUGGAUUUAGUCUAUACACACACGUAUAGACUAUUUGAGAUUGGUGAAUUUUUAAUUCCUCAUUCCAAUCUUGAUCUAAGUCGUUUGGACCAGUGCUUUAACGUGUUGAUCACUCUGAAGGAAUUGGUGGAUAAAUCCUCCAAACAAUGCUUGGAGUUUUUGAUGAAAGCCGCCACUCCUGGAACGCCUCCAGCACGAAGGCAGCUUUAUGUCAAGUCUUUUAGGAGCCCCCAAAAAAAGUCCGAAUAA